Molecule: messenger RNA, 8251 nt
Organism: Xyrichtys novacula (pearly razorfish)
Lineage: Eukaryota; Metazoa; Chordata; Actinopteri; Labriformes; Labridae
Source: the annotation of a GenBank genome assembly
GGGAUUAAGCGCACAGCAGGGUAGUAUGAGGAGUAUAUAUCCGGACGUCGGCGGCUAGGAAAAACAGUUAGCUAAGCCGACUGUCACAGAUGUCGAGAAAUACCAGCGUUGCGUUUUAGUACGAAAUAAUAAAAUACCACCAGUAUUCAUGACUUCUCUCACAUAAUUCGUCAAACGCUAUACCUUUAAACUCAUUUUACACACCAACAGCGAGUUUUCAUCGACUUUGGUGCACUAAAUGGAGGACAAGAAGGAAGACGGCGACUCGGAGAUACAGGAACACGGACCCGAGCACUGGUUCUCAAAAUGGGAGCGGCAGUGUUUGGCCGAAGCGGAGCAGAGGGAACCAACUGAGGAGGAGGCCGACAACGAUCAGGAUAAACUGUGGCAUCUUUUCCAAAACUGUGCCACUGCUGUGGCCCAGUUAUACAAAGGUUCAAACCCGCGCUCUGAUUAUGUUAGUCUGAGGACUCACUCCUAGAGUACAUUUGUCCUGAUCAGAUACCGGACAACCUACCGAGCCGAACCCGGAGCUGCUGUUAGCGGCGGUAUCAGUGGGAUGCUAACUAGCUAGCUAGUUAGCUACCUCGCUGGCCAGUACUGGGCAACGUUUACAGCUGAUUUUGCAAUGCUAAAUUUAGCUAGCCUAUGCUAUCAAGCAAAAAUAGUAAUGAAGUCGAAUUUCUUGUAAUGCAGUCUUUUCGACUGGCAAUCAACCAUUGUUUUACUGAGAGAAAAAGACAACAGGUCCAAGCGUCGUUGAUAAAAGCUUGUUGACACAAAGUUAGACAGCUGAUGAUCGCUACCCUGACGUUAGCCUGGCUAGUUACAAAAUGGCGAUGGUAACAACAAUCGUAGCUACGCGACAUUCCCAGAUGACAGUCUGCUGUGUGCUGUCAGUGUUACCAUCUGUUAUACUGGAUACCAUCAGCUGCUGAAAAGUGCCAACAACAUGUAAAGUUAACGAAACAAAGGCGUACCCUGUUCUUAAACUCGCAGUUUGCUGCUGAGUUUGCAGAUAGCCAGGCAGUGAGAGCUUUUCUUAUUAUCACAAAAUGGCGAGGACAGUAUUUGUUGGUCGAGAAAAUAUCGGUUUGUCUAUAUUCUACUCUGAUCGCGUAGUUUUAGACUGAAUAAAUCCCGGUACAAACAGGCGAAGCCCGGCUUCUGUAUAUGCUUCUUAUUUUGCCUGGGUGUUUUCCAUGGCUUAGCAACUUUCUUGCUGAGGGGGCAAUUAAGUUGUGCUUCUUUGCUAAACAAGCUGCUACCAAGUUGGCCAUCUAGCGCCGGAGGACAGUUAUUUAUAUGCCCAACUAUGUCCAUUGAACUGCAGAUACGAGACAAAACGGCGAAAGAAAAUUCACUUUAGUCAUUUAAUUAUUUAGCUGAUUUACCUUUCAGGUGUUGAGUUGUCCUUCAGUCACAUUAAUCAUGGGUGCUUGGUGUUAAAUAGCGACAGCAUUAUGUACAGACACUAAAUAUAUUUCCUCUUUCCUUCCACAGACAGAGUUUGUCAUCAGCAGGGCCUUUCAUUGUGGGUACCAUUUCAGAACUCUGCCACAGCAGUAACUAACCUCUACAAAGGUAUUUCACCAUAUUCAUCUCCACACUUUCUUUGUGCCUUUGAGCAAGUGGUAUUUGAUCUGACAACUUGUGGGCCUGUCGCUGUUAUUGCGCUUUGUCCUGUCAAUGUAAACUUCUGGCUGUCAUUAGACUUAUGGACAUGUUCCUGAUCAAUACAUUCACCUGAUGUAGUAAAUACAGACCUGGUCAUGAUCACUCUUAUCUGUAAUGAAUCAAUCGGUUUUUCCCAAGGGGGUUGUAGGUUCUUGUCAGUCUGUAAGGGAGGGAGAAAAUGGCUCAGUUUCUAAACUUUCACUAUCUGGAAGGAUGUCCAUUGUGAAUACUUGGCCAGUCUAAUGCAAAUCAGUACUACAGCUCUACCAUAAAUGCUCCAGGAAGUUCCUUAUGUUCAUUAUUGAAGACAUAUUGGCAAAUGGAGUGCUGUUCUGGAGCAUGUGAUACUGAAGGCGUUUUGUUCAUUUCAUUGGCAAACUAAAAGGGAGCAAAUCAUCAGCAAUCCCUUUCAAUAGAAAACACUCCAGCACACCACCAACUCCUAGCAAAACUUCAGCAAUUACUUCUAAUAAACAGUUCUUACCUGUCUGAGCAUUUCAGCAAAAAAUACUGACAGAGAAGCUUCAUUGAGGUAGAAUCUCUGGUAGAGCUAUUGUGAGUAUUUCUGGUGCAUGUUCUUUUAGACCAAGGGUACAAUACUUGCUCUGAUCUUUGAGAUGAUUAUGAUGAAGGAUGAAGGAUUUGUAUUCUCAUUGAGUUGUCCACUAUCACAGAGAGUGUAGAGGCACAUCAAAGAAGCUUUGACCGGGGCCUCCAGAUAGGACACCAACGACGCAAUAAAGUGAGUCGAUAUCCUUUGUUGCCUUUUAUGAGGCACCUCUAUUUUGUGCUUAGACUGAUCAUGUCAUCAGACAUCCCAGUCAUAUGUCCUGACAGUUAAGAAUGAGGUGCUUAUAUAUGACAACUUUUAGGUGAAAGAAAGUGUGAUGUGUCAGGGUUCUUUUAAACAAAAGCCAGCAAAUUUCCAUUAGCUGAUGGAUCACUCUUGUUUGGAUUACAGGACAUGUUGGCCUGGGUGAAAAAGCGUCGGAGAACCAUCCGGAGGGAGGAUCUUAUCAGUUUCCUCUGCGGCAAAGCACCACCACACAGGAGUAGCAGGGCCAGCACCCGGCUGACUAUGGUGGCCCCAAGCCGGGCUAACUCACCAGCUGAAACUGGUUCCUCUGUGGAGGCAGACCUUCAGCCUUUCAGGGAGGCCAUAGCUCUGCACGGUAAGAGUAUUUGAGGCAAAUCUGACAAAUGAUUGAUUCAUCCCAUGGGGUCAUGUGAUGUAGCAUCAUAAAACGUGGUACUGCUGGUUUAUGAAGUGGGUGUAUAGAGCCACUGAGGCUGAAUAUGCGCUGUUUUAAGAAUAAGAAGAACUUUCUUAAUCCCCGAAGGGAAAUUCAAUUGUCUGUUGUCUCACUUGAUUUGUCUCUAAAAGUUAUCUACUAUUUACACAAGAGUUAUAAAGCCUGAUGGCUGUCAGUACAAAAGAUCUUCUGAAUCUUUCUGUCCUGCAGCAAAGUCAUUAUUGGGCAUGCUAACAUGGGGAAGCUCGCUGCUUGGUCAAAAGAGCUAGACUUUGCCAAUAAAUCACAGAUUCUCAGUUUGAAAUAUCAUCCGGAUUGUUCACUUAAGUGCUAAUUCACUGUGCUGGGGAUCAACAGAAUUGCGAUGCUGUCCCAGCACUGAACUACAGCAGAAUAUACUGCUCACUAAAUGUGUUUUUGAGUGUGUGUCAUUCCUGUGCUGAGUUGUUGUACUCACAGGUGUCCCAGAGAUAAGGGUGUGUGGUGCACGGGUGUGUUGGUAUUAGCAAAUGACAGAAGAGAGCCUCACUUAGCUGUGUGUGUGCGCGCAUGUGUGCGUAUGUGUUUACAAGUACAAUCAUCUCACUUCACUAGCAGUUUUUCUAAUUACAUCAUUGUAUGUUUGCAGAUGCAGCUGUGCAGAUCAGUCAUGUAUGUAAAGAGCAAUGUAUUGACAUUUCUGUUGUGCUGUUAGCACCAUCAAACGUUUUAGAUUAUCUAAAGGUCUCCAGGUUCCAAAAGGGGCCAUUUUAGGGAGGAGCUUAGGUCAUGUCAGGUUGAAUGAUGUGAGGCAUUUGGUGGUUGAAGUUACAGACAAAAGUUCAGUGUAUGUCAGGGGCUUUCAGUUAUCUCUUCUCUCAGUUAUAAGAAACAUCACUAUUAGUCUGUAUUUAGACUGACGUGAACAAAGUGUGUUUUUGUCUCACUGCUUUGAAAUCCUCUCAGGUUGGAGAUGGAAUUGCUUGUUGAUAGUCUGUUACAUUGUGGUGUGAAGUCACAGACACUAAUGCCAAAAGAAAUCCCACCACAUACAUCAACUUUUUAAAACCAUCCCUUUGAUUCAUUUGGACUCGAAUUAUAUAACCAAAUGAUGGCUCAUGUCUUCUCAUAGGCUAUUUAAAUUGAUAAUUUUUUUGAAAAACAUCUCAACAAUGCAGUUCUUCGAAGGCUUGAACCUGACCCCUGGGGUUCUCAGAAAUCCAAAUGAAGACAGUAACGGACCCUGACCUAACCAUCUCAGUGACUUUUCCAAAAUUAAAGCUGCUUACCUGCUUUGCCCUUCCAUUCAUUCGGAGGAUAUCUCACAAGGCCACCAAUAUCAAUUACACUUUACUUCUUAGUUUCAUGUCAGACAUACAGAACACAAUUUUUAGCAGUCUCUUUUGGGUUUUAAUUCAACAAAAUCAGAAGAAAAAAACUCAGUUUUUAUAGUUGAUCAGUGUUAUUCAAUUCAUAAAGUUAAUUGACAGUGUCUAUUGACUUUUAGUUUUAGUGUUGGUUGUACACAGUAGAGGGUAAUGAAGCAUCUGAAAAUACCGGAAGAAGUGACUUCACUUGUAGCAAAAUACCAGCAUAGCAACUUGUCACAAGUUGCUAUUAGAGAGUACAAAGUCUCUGUCCAAGCAGUUGGCUUGCCUCACAUCAGAAUCACUGACUGAUAUGGUAAAAAAAAAAAAAACUCAACUUGAUGUUUGUGCCAAGUAUAUCUCUGUCUUGUUUGAGUUCUUCAGUAUUGGUUUUCCUUGUCGAGGUCAUUGAGCUGGUUUAAAGCGAGUCUGUUCAUCUCUUGAUUCUUUUGCCAGUGACACUCUUCCUCUCCAUCCUGCCUUUUCUCUCUCAGGUCUGAGUGGAGCCAUGGCGAGUAUCAGUGUACGGUCUGGUACUCCAGGAUCACCAACACAUGUGAGCGGGAGCAGCAGUAAUGGAGGCAGUACAGGUGGCAGUGGCUCCUCUGGCUCUGGGCCAGUGUGCCGCAACAGGCGUAAUGGGCUCCAAGAUGUCGACCUGAACACUUUCAUCUCAGAGGAAAUGGCCCUGCAUCUGGACUCUUCAGGCUCUGCCUCUUCUGGAGGGGGAGGAACCAGGAAACGAAACUCCACCCAGUGUAGUGAUGUCAUCACAGACUCCCCCACGCACAAGCGCAACAGGAUGAUCUGAUCUGCUGCCUGCCUAUGUGCAUGAGGGGGUGUGGGGUAGGGAGGGGGCCUUGGAAGCCAAGGCUAGGAAAAGGGGGAUGGACAGGCUUAUGUGGGGCAGAUGUGUGCAGGACCAGACAGACACUUGACUGUGCAGAAGACCCCCAGCUGACAACACAAGCAGGGACUGAAGGUCUGUGUUCACUCUUUUGAGACGUUGAACCAGUUCUGUUCCUUAUCUCCUGUACAACGUCAUUAUGAAUCACUGACCUGCAAUCAAAACACUCAAAGAGUGUGUGUGUGUGUGUGUGUGUGUGUGUGUGUGUGUGUGUGUGUGUGUGUGUGUGUGUGUGUGUGUGUGUGUGUGUGUGCAUGCGUGUGUGUGUGCGUGCGUGUGUGUGUGUGUGUGUGCGCGUGUGUUUGUUUGGGAGAAGGGGUGUGAAUCCAGCACCUCUGCCCUACAGGAGGCCGAAGGGAGUCACAACUCAUUCUAGGAUGCAUCAGUUCUCAAAGGGGUGCAGAUGCAGAGUGCUGCUUGACAAGUAUAAGCCACUUGAUUUCUGACACAUUAGUGCUCUUCCCUUCCUUACCUUAACCUCACCCAUCCUCAUCCACCACCUUAAUAAGGAAGUGAGGGCCAUGAUCAAAUUGUCUCACUCAGAGAAUCUAGUUUCUCGCCAAAUAUUGAUUCCCACUCUGUCAGACAACCACAUGCCUCUUUUUUCUGUUACUUUGUCAUUGCAGCUUUUAGUGGGUGUAGCAAAAUUGUCCAGUGGGAGAACUUUUGUGACAUCAUCCUGCCGCUUGUACCCAGUUACAUGACACUGGCUAUUCAGUUGAAAGCGUGUAAUGUUUGGACACUCAGACGAUAUCUUCUGCUUACUGGUCUGCUUCAAAAGUGGCUCAUUUUAGUUCAUCCAGUCCUCUUUUUUGUCCUUUUUGUUACUAGUAUUUCAGCCACCAGUGUUAAGUUCCCAGUUUUGUUGCCAUGGCUUUUUCAACAGCGAUAGCCAAGUUAACUUUGCUUUUUUCCCCACCUCCUUUUCUUUUUGUCUGUUGUUUUUCUGAGGAUAAUGGAAAGGAAUUGUUUCUCUUAUUUUGUGUGUACAUCUUUUCAGACAGCUGUUUUUUUAAAUGUUGCCCUCUUCCUCCUUUACCCUCAUCUUAUUACAAAAGCAGCUGCUGUUGUAUGUAAUCUUGUGAUUAUGCUGAUGAGUUGCAAUAAGGAUUUUUUGCACUUAGUUUUCAACUCUAACUCAUGCAAAUGAAAUCGGCUCUUCCAUCAUGUCCAGUUGUAGCCCUAAAGAGGUCUGCUCAUGGUCGGUCCACACAUAUCUUAGGAGAAGAGAUGAAGCUCUCUGGCACACACCUCUGGUCUCCAGAAGUCCUUAGGAGUAUUAAAUCAAGUUGUGGAGCAUUUCUGCAUGUGGGCCCUACCUUUUUCUUCAGGAACUUGUAGUCCUUAUCCGUCAGGCAGAAGACUUUACAAGUAGAUAAACAGUGCUGUAAAGAAAGCAUGAAUCACAGAAUUGUCAAACAUAGGCAGCAUUUCUGAAAAGAACCACAAAAACAAUGACAGCUAGUGCAGAAAAAGCUCCACUGUUGGUCUGGAUAUUUGGACAGUCUGCUCUCUGUAUAAGGGACAUGUGCAUUAAGAAGUGGAUGGGUUUGAUUUAAAUGUAGUACAGGAUGGUGCAACAAGCAGCUUGUUUCAUUCUUGAAAUGGGUGUUGCCUUCCAUCCUUCUGUAAGGGAGUAGAGAAGGAGACACUGACAUCACACAGGUCAGAACUUAAGCUGGUUGUCGUAGUUUCUGGUACUGCAAAUUUUACUCAGUUGUGGCUCUAAAUGCUAGAUUACUGGAGUAAAAUGUGUGCUUAUUCUUUGAAUUACUCCCUCAUUUGUUGGGCUGCCUUGACUAAAAGUAUCCCUGGGCAACUAAUAGUUGAGAGUUGUGUUAUUUGGUUUAUUUAGAGGAUGAACAAAUUGGCUGAGUCCCUGUGCUGCUUCAAGAAUUUGUUCACAAAAUUAUCAAAUGGAUGGAAAUUUACUCUGAUGUGAUAUGCUGUAAUGAUCUAGAAAAGCGAACAAGACCAUUUGGAUGAAGGCUGAUCAUCUCUAUAGAUGCUGUCACCCUGUAGGUGCCAGAAAGGUCCAUUCUUUUAACAGCCUUUGUUCACAUUUUUCCCAGCCAAGAGCCACAGCAAGUGAAAUUUGACUGUUAAUGAAAAAUAGAUGAUAUUUAUUGUCAGGUAACACUGCUUUGCAUGUACAGGACAAAACCAGAAAAGAGCCAGGAGACCCUUUAUAUCCACAGGGGUCACCAAAACCAACACAAACCAAACUGGUUGCCAGGAACCUAUAAAUUCUGGCCAUGGUAAAAUAAGCCAGUAUGACCAGUAACCAGCAUGUAUCAGGGAGACAGUUUCAUGAGACUCAUUUAGUUGCUGUAGCCUAGCUUGCAGCUCAGUGAAACUGAGUUAAAUAUUGUUAAAGAUAGGUGCUUUGUUUUGUAAGCGCUGCCAACAAAACCCACAGCCCUUUUUUAAAAUCUUAUUUGUGAACUUGGGCUUUUGAGGAAACUGAAAUUGUGACUCUUUUUUACUUAAGCGCCCUCGGAAAGCAUGGACUUUGUGUCCUAUGUCAGUGUACAGCUCUGGAAUGGAUUUGAAGUGUCUGAAACAUCACUCUUUGUUGAGUGACAUUUGGUUGACCGCUGGAAGGCAGCUCUAUUCAUAACAAAUACAGCAUCAAAUGUUCAAUGAAGCCAUCUCACUCAAACGAGUGAUACAGUAAGCUUGAAGUGGGUCAAAGUCCUGUAACACCUGACUUGUGAGAUGGUAGUGCUUCCUUCUCUGAUUAUUGUCCCUUACUCUUCACCUCCCCCUUCACCUUUGCCAAUUUGACAGAGGGGUUUGUCUUUUUCUUUAUAUACAGCAUGCCAGUUCUUAUUCUGUUACAGUUUAGUCACAGAUUUCACUCUUUUUGCGUUUAUAGAUUGGCUUUUCUAUACAGAUGUGAUUACUGGCUUGCUAGAGUAUGAAAUGAACCAGGCUGAGAUUUGCUAAUUCUCUCAAAAUGAAUGAAUAAUCUUAAGUUUUGGAGUUGUUUUUUUUUCUUUCAAGUGAAACCUAUGAAUUAGACCACACACAGAUAUAUAUAUAUAUAUAUAUAUAUAUAUAUAUAU